Messenger RNA from Gastrolobium bilobum, 2088 nucleotides. Its product is annotated as cyclic nucleotide-gated ion channel 18. The transcript has 6 exons. The annotation marks the transcript as partial. Lineage: Eukaryota; Viridiplantae; Streptophyta; Magnoliopsida; Fabales; Fabaceae. The record is from RefSeq and is a predicted model, not a curated record. Gene Ontology annotation, molecular function: monoatomic ion channel activity. Gene Ontology annotation, biological process: monoatomic ion transport; transmembrane transport. Gene Ontology annotation, cellular component: membrane.
CCGCCAUGGAAGAUGUAUAGAAUAAUAUCCACGCCGGCGUCUAAGUUCCGCCAAUUCCGGCGACUCCGGUCGAGACCCACAACCGCGGCGACCGACGAGGAACAGGCUCACCACAUCCUAUGGAGAUAUCAGAUCCUGGACCCAGACAGCGACAUCGUAGCAUAUUGGAACAAGGUAUUCCUUGUGACAAGCCUCCUCGCACUCUUCGUCGAUCCUCUCUACUUCUUCCUCCCAACCGUUGGUGGACCCGCUUGCUUGACGGCAGACCCCAAACUCAGCAUCUUGGUUACCCUCAUUCGCUCCUUCGCCGACCUUUUCUAUGUCCUCCACAUGGUUAUGAAGUUCCGUACCGCAUUUGUCGCCCCCAAUUCUAGAAUCUUCGGUCGCGGUGAGCUCGUCAUGGAUGGGCGCGAGAUCGCAAUACGCUACUUGAAGAGUGAUUUUGUCAUUGACCUUGCUGCUACCAUCCCACUCCCUCAGAUUGUGAUUUGGUUAGUUAUUCCAGCGAGUAGAAACGCAAGAACUGAUCAUGCCAACAACACUCUUGCACUUUUUGUUCUUAUUCAGUAUGUUCCUAGGCUUUUUCUUAUCUUUCCUUUGAACCAGCGUAUUCAGAAAACAACUGGCGUUAUUGCCAAGACUCCCUGGAUUGGAGCUGCUUACAAUCUUGUUCUCUACAUGCUAGCUAGCCAUAUUACAGGAGCAACUUGGUAUCUAUCGUCAAUAGGGAGACAAUUUAAUUGCUGGAAAACACAGUGCGAACAGGAAAACAGAUCACAUACCCUGUCUUGCUUACCUAGUUUUCUUGAUUGUAAUAGUUUGGACCUCCCUGAAAGGCAAUUUUGGCUAAAUAUCACCCGUGUUAUUAGCAAAUGCGAUGCAAAGAGCAAGAUCAAUAUCAAAUAUAAGUUUGGGAUGUUUGCUGAUGCUUUCCUAAAUGAUGUUGUCACUUCCAAUUUUAAGGAAAGAUACUUCUAUUGUCUUUGGUGGGGUUUAAGAAAUUUAAGCUCAUAUGGACAGAAUUUGGACACCACCACAUACCUUCUGGAGACACUUUUUUGCAUCGUUUUAUGCAUUGCUGGAUUAAUUCUGUUUUCACUUUUGAUUGGAAACAUGCAGACGUACUUGCAAUCGAUGUCAGUUAGACUUGAAGAAUGGAGGAUUCGGAAAAAAGAUACAGAGGAGUGGAUGAGGCAUCGCCAGUUACCUCAAGAUCUGCAGGAACGUGUCCGUCGCUUUGUUCAAUAUAAAUGGCUUGCAACAAGAGGAGUUAAUGAAGAGGCCAUACUGCUUUCUUUACCUUUGGAUCUUCGUCGUGAAAUUCAACAUCACUUGUGUCUUUCUCUUGUGCGGCGUGUCCCCUUCUUCUCACAAAUGGACGAUCAGCUACUUGAUGCCAUUUGUGAACGACUUGUGUCAUCAUUAAACACUGAAGGGACCUACAUAUUUCGAGAGGGUGAUCCAGUAGAUGAAAUGCUGUUUAUCAUUAGAGGGCAAUUAGAGAGCUCCACAACCAAUGGAGGAAGGUCUGGAUUCUUCAAUUCCAUCACACUCAGGCCUGGUGACUUUUGUGGAGAGGAAUUGUUGACAUGGGCCUUAAUGCCAAACUCAACCCUCAACCUACCUUCUUCUACUCGUUCUGUCAAAGCUCUUACUGAAGUUGAAGCUUUUGCACUAGAAGCAGAGGAUCUGAAAUUUGUGGCAAGUCAGUUCAAGCGCCUUCACAGCAUGAAACUUCAGCAUGCGUUUAGGUAUUAUUCCCAUCAAUGGAGGACAUGGAGUGCUUGCUUCAUACAAACUGCUUGGAGAAGGCAUCAGAAAAGGAAAGCAACAAGGGAGUUGUCCCUCAAAGAGGGCCUCUACUACAUGGCUAUGCCUGAAAGCGAGAGUGAUAGUUACAUUGUAAGCGAGAUCGAGGGAUCGUCAGGGAAUAUGAAAAAGGUUCAAAAUAUUGGUGCAACUGUUUUGGCCUCAAAAUUUGCUGCCAAUACGAGGAAAGGGAACAAUAAGAUUCACGGCAGUGAUCCUGUGCCGCAAUUGUUCAAGCCAGAUGAACCUGAUUUCUCUUUAGACCAUGAGGAAGUUUAG